This is a messenger RNA of Oncorhynchus nerka (sockeye salmon), 3734 nucleotides long. RefSeq names its product cadherin-16-like. Gene Ontology annotation, cellular component: plasma membrane; catenin complex; adherens junction. The coding region runs from base 121 to 2574 and encodes 817 amino acids. Lineage: Eukaryota; Metazoa; Chordata; Actinopteri; Salmoniformes; Salmonidae. The record is from RefSeq and is a predicted model, not a curated record. Gene Ontology annotation, molecular function: calcium ion binding; cadherin binding. The transcript is spliced from 18 exons. Gene Ontology annotation, biological process: cell-cell junction assembly; cell-cell adhesion mediated by cadherin; multicellular organism development.
UCCUGCAAACGCACUUCGUUUUUCCACACUAUUCAAACCGUUCUCCCACCUUCAUAGGGAACACGCACAAGAUUGAGAGAAGAUAUACAGUUACAGAAACACAUGACUAGAACAUAAGUUAUGUCCAUCUUUAUCAUUACACUGACUUUGGUGGUACUUCAGACUCUUGCACAGUGCUCAGGGGCCAAUCUUAAAAUUGGCGUCCCUGAAAACUAUGAUGGUAUUUUCCCAUGGUACCUGGCUAAGCUCCCUAACCUCCCAGCUACCUCCACUGACGUGGUGGUGACAGGGGACGAUGAGGGGAUCUUUGGAGUUGAGGCAGGAUUUCUUUACGCCUUGAAGCCUCUGGACAGAGAGAAGCAGCCAUCUUACUCUCUGCAGGUGUCCUUCUCAGCAUCCGUGCAGUCUCAGAGCUUUAUGGUGGAAGUAUGCGUCAUUGACAAAAACGACAACGUGCCUGUGUUUAUCGAGGAGAGCAUGAGAGGCAGUGUGCAGCUGGGACUUCUGAAAGGGAUCUCAUUCAUGCAGGUGGGGGCAUCUGACCGUGACGACCGUAACACAGCCCAUGCUGACCUGCGCUUCAGCCUGAUGGACCAGACCCCCAGGAUCCCCUCCAGUCACAUGUUCUUCAUAGACUCUGUAACCGGCGAGGUGUCUCUCACUGAGGACGGGGCUUCCACCCUGGACCCAGAGAUGUGUGGUCGCUACAAGCUGUCAGUGAUGGUGAAGGACAUGGGGGGGAAACCCAACGCUUUCUUCUCCACGGGCAUCGUGACAGUGGAGGUGACGGGGAACACCUGGGCGUCACCGGACCCUGUUCGCCUCCAGGAGAACCUCCCUGGCCCCUACCCCAUCCCCAUAUCACAGGUGAAGUGGAGUGGAGGUCUGGUAGAGUAUAGCCUGGAGGGGGAAUUCCCAGAGAUGCUGUUCACUGUCAGCAGAGAGGGAGUCAUCUCUCUCAACGCCCCACUAGACAGAGAGACUCAGGACCAGUUCCAGAUCAGCAUCGUGGUGGAGCGUCCGGAUGGCAGGGAGAUCGCCAAGCCUGUGGAGCUGAGGGUGAUGGUGGGCGAUGCCAACGACAACAGGCCCACGUUCCCUACCACACAGUACCACACCGUGGUCAAGGAGCUCGCCCCACGGGGGACGGAAAUCCUCACAGUUCAAGCAGCCGACAACGAUGAUCCGAAAACAGAUAACGUGAGGAUCUUCUACCGGUUGGUUGGCCAGAUCCCAGAGAGCCCUCGUGCCUUGUUCCGGGUGGACCGUGACUCUGGGGUCAUCUCAGUGCAGGCAGACAACCUGGAGGGAGCCGCCCCACAGUACACACUGACCAUCACUGCCGAGGACGCUAAAGGCUUAAACAGCUCCUGUACUGUGGUUGUGACAGUGCAGGACGAAAACAACAACCCACCCGUCUUCACUCCACACGAGUACGGCCCCUUCCACCUGGCAGAGGAUGCUCCUUUGGGAGCCACGGUAACGGCAGUGUCAGCGUGGGAUGCUGAUGAGAGGGGAGGAGACAGCUGGCAGGUGAAUUACAGGCUGGAGUCUGGCAACGAGGAGGAGGUGUUCAUGCUGGUCACAGACAAGCAGACCAAUGAAGUUUCACUCAUCCUCUCCAAGGUGCUGGACUUUGAGCGGGAGAGCGAGUACAUCCUGGUCCUUAGUGCUCAAAACCCAGUGGCCCUGGUACGAGGGAGGUAUGGCCCAGCGUCCACGGCAACCGUCUCCAUCUAUGUGGACGAUAUCAACGAGGGCCCCAUCCUGUCCCAGAGCCACUACGAGGUCACCGUCAGAGAGGGGGAGGAGCCAGGACGGGUUAUUGCCACUAUUCGUGGAUAUGACCCAGACUCACACCCAAUUAGAUACUCGCUCAGAGGAGACACAAAGAGGUAUUUCUCCAUUGGGAAGUACUCAGGUGAGCUGAAGACUGUCCAGGCCUUGGACAGAGAAGAAAACAGCACCUACACCAUGGAGGUCAUGGCUGAAGAUGGACGGAACUCUUCUCUGUCAGCUUCAACACUGGUCACAGUCCAUAUCCUGGAUGUGAAUGACAACAGUCCGGUGUUGGUGGGAGACUACUCCUGGAAGUACCUAUGUACCCCACGCUGGGAGGACCAGGCCUUGGUGCUGGCAUCCCGGGACAGUGAUGGUCCCCAGCACGGUGGCAGGCUCAACUUCUCCCUCCGCAGUGACGCCACUGUGCGCGGCAACUGGAAACUCACCCCCAUCAAUGACACCCAUACCAACCUGUCCCUGAACAUCCCAUACCUGUCUCCUGAGGUCUACACGGUCCCCUUCACCAUCUCUGACAGCAGCUCUCCUCCCAGGAGCACCUUCAUCAACCUGCCAGUGACGGUGUGCCCAUGCAAUGUGAGAGGAAACUGCAGGACCGCCGCUAAGCAGCUGCAAGGUAUGCCAACCGUCCAGUCCACCGUCGGCAUCCUACUGGGAACCUUGGGGGUCAUAGGGAUCAUUCUAAUCGUUGUGUUUGUGAGGCUGUCCUACCAGAACCCCAAACCGCCGAGCAAAACCAACCAGGAGAGAGAACCCCUGAGGAUCUCACUGUGAGGGUACUGCCUGCAUAUGUCUCGGACUUUGCCCAUAUGGACAAGGCCAUGAUAGUAGAGCAAUGACAUAGUGAGAAUGUUUAUUCAGUACUGUGCAUAGUAUUUACCUAGUGGGUAGUUCUUAUAUUGCGGUGGUAUUUGGGCAGUGCGUUUGGGAAAAAAUGCACUUAAUUUUUCAAGAUUUUUUUUAUUUAUAGUAAAUGUAUUUGGGUACAUCUUCCCAGUAUAAAUCAACUAAUGGCAGCUUAAUGACUUUAAAUCAUUUUCACCAUUAUGAUAACAUUGUACCACCAGUAGGAGUAGUAACACCAAUCACGAUAACAUCAAUGAUACAUUUUAGGUAAAUUAGGAUUUUCUAUACUAAAAUCUAAGGUCAUUAACCCUUUAAAGAUCACUUACUAAAGUGAUAUGAGUAAUAAUUCUGCUCACCAUGUAAUUUUCCUUCAUUUAAAUAGAGCAACACCAUGGCAAGACUUUGGAUUUAGACACAUCAAAUGAUCAAUGGAAGCAUUAAAUGUAUGAUAUACUAAAAGGGUAUGAUUAGCUUGUAAUUUUAUUUAAUAGACCACUCCCCCAUUAACAGUUUGCCACUGGAGGGAAUGCUCACUAGAGGGAAAUACGCUUGCGUGUCGUGGGAACACACCUUCCAAGUUGCUCAUUAUUUUGCAUAGAACGCAUGCCUCUCGUUGAUUAUCCCUUACGUAAUGAAUGAUUUUCGAGGCGGUAACACCAAUGAUAUAAAACUGAGGGAAACAUUAUAUUAGUAAAACAUUUUUUUUUUAAUAGCCUACUGUUUUUAUAGAUCUUUACAGUAUGUUUAAUACUUUUGUUUACUUUCUAGCAUUCAAAAUAAUAGAUAGAUAUCUCUAAAUCCCCCAAAACAUGUCACAACAACCAGAGCCAUACAGUAUAUUGUAUAUAGCGAGAGUUUGGCCAAUGUAAUUUCUGUCUGAACGCGCUGAGAGACACACUUUUUGCUCCAUAGCCAUUGCUAAGUGAUAAUCAAUGCUUCCACGAUGUAAUGUUUAUUUCUGAUCGUUUUUAAAAACCUAUGAAGAUGUCCAGCGAAAGUGGAAAAAUGCAAUUUGUUGACACCACAACACAGUAGAGACUUGGAUACACAUUAUUCAGAAUGCUGAAAAUUAAAAACGUCUGUGAAAA